Molecule: messenger RNA, 2118 nt
Organism: Cercopithifilaria johnstoni
Lineage: Eukaryota; Metazoa; Nematoda; Chromadorea; Rhabditida; Onchocercidae
Source: the annotation of a GenBank genome assembly
AUGACGAAUACUAUUUUACGAAAUCCAAAAUGUCCCUAUCGUACGGACGGUUAUUUUCCAAAUCGAUUUAAACGGAACUGCUAUCGGUUCAAGAAUGCUCUUCACAACCGCCUUUAUCCCAUCUCUCCAAUACUGUUUUUAACAAUAUUCAUAGUGAUUGCUUCACUUUUAUAUAAAAACCCACCGAAACAAAAUUUUCUCAUAAUUUUGCGGGAAGUACUUCAUGAACAGAUUGCAUUCAUUCUUAAUGUUUUAUUGAUUGCUUUUAUAAGCACAUACUUACCAGUAUUGCUGCUCAGAUUAGCAAUAAAGCAUUUAUAUUUUGGUUAUAAAAGAUAUCUGUUUGAAAAAGAAGGGAACUAUUCACUUUCAACAAAAGUUUGGUUUAUAUUUCACAGCUUGUUCAGUAAAUUAUCACCGCAGCUUUAUUCGUGUGAAGGAUUACUGCCAAAUUUACCGCUUCCACCGCUUAAAGGUACUAUCGCCAGAUAUCUUAACAGUGUGGAACCUUUGCUGAGUCCUGAUGAAUUUAUAAAUGUAAAGAAAAUGGCUGAGAAUUUUUUAAAAAAUGAAGGAUGGAAACUUCAAGCAUUAGCGUGGCUCUAUUGGUGCUUCGUUAGCAAUUAUGUCACAAGGUUAUGGGAGAAAUACGCAUAUUUGUAUUCGAGGAAGAGCGUUAUGAUAAAUAGUAGCGUUGCGCAUUUGGAUCUUUUCCACAAUAUACCAGCCAAUCAAGCUGUUCGAGCAGCGCUUGUUGUGUUGUUGGAAACACUGAGUAUGCUAUCAGUUGAUCGAGAAUCUUUACGACCUAUAGCUGGUGGAACAAUUAGUUUAUCACAUCUCUGGAAAUGUUAUGGAACAACACGUGUACCGGGAGAAAAUAUGGAUCAUUUGGAUGUAUAUUGUGGAACUUCACGUCAUAUUGUCGUUUAUUGUCGAGGUUGCAUUUAUAAAUUGGAUGUUUUUGAUGAGAAUAAUUGUAUUCUCAGUUUAGAGGAACUUAUUGAGAUAUUUUCGGAAUUGUUAACUCGUAAUGAAAAUGUUGGAGAAGUAGAAGGACAAAUUGCAGCAUUAACAACCGAUUGUCGAAAUCAAUGGUGUUUAAAUCGUCGUCGAUUUUUUCUCGAAAAUGCUGUAAAUCGUGCUUCUUUAGCUGUAAUAGAAUCAGCUAAUUUCUAUUUGAUACUUGAGGAUACUAAUUAUAGCGAUGAUCUGGAAUCACUGGAAAUUUUCUUAAAAAAUAUGAUAACUGGUGAUGGAAGGAAUCGCUGGGCGGAUAAAUCAUUAAAUUAUGUUAUUAGCUCUAAUGGAAGAGGUGGCGGAACAACAGAACAUUCAGUUGCCGAUGGAGCAGAAUUUGCUUAUAUUUUUGAAAAUUAUCUUUCCUCAGAAAUGGAGGCAGAGAUUAUCCGUUGUUACACCAGUUAUCAGGAACAAAUCAACGAUGUCGACGUAGCCUGCCUUAUCUUCCGUAAUUUUGGCAAAGGUUUUAUCAAAAAAACUGGCAUUUCACCUGAUGCAUUUGUUCAAAUGGCUAUACAAUUAGCAAGCUUCAAAGAUCAACGCAAAUUCUGUCUAACCUAUGAAUCGAUAUCAGCAAGAUUUUAUGCAAAUUCAAGAACAGAAACAUUACGCCCUGUAACAAAAGAAUCAUGCGCAUUUGUUAGGUCAAUGGUCACUACAGGAAGCAGCAACGAAGAACGUCUUAAAUUAUUAAAAGAAGCAACAGAAGUUCAUGCAUUCCAUAGCAAAGAAAAUCUAACAGGAAAUGGCAUUGACCGACAUUUAUUUGUUCUUCAUAUUCUAAGCAAAAUGACUGGCAUAAAUAGUUCAUUACUAGAUUACUAUAUAUCUCAACCAUGGGAACUUAGUACAAGCCAGACACCAUGUGUAACACGUCAAAUAGAUGAAGAUAAGUAUCCUGAUCUUUCAUGGCUUGGUGGCGGUUUCCAGGCUGUUUGUAAAACUGGAUAUGGUAUCAGUUAUCGUUUUGCUGGCAAUCAUUCAAUAUGUAUAAAUAUCGCCUGUUAUAAAUCUGCUGAAAAUACGGACUCACAUCGAUUUAGACAACAUUUGGUACAAUCACUGCACGACAUUUCUGCAAUAUUCAGGAUCUAA